This is a messenger RNA of Liolophura sinensis, 5731 nucleotides long. RefSeq names its product hemicentin-2-like. The coding region runs from base 612 to 4208 and encodes 1198 amino acids. The record is from RefSeq and is a predicted model, not a curated record. Lineage: Eukaryota; Metazoa; Mollusca; Polyplacophora; Chitonida; Chitonidae. Gene Ontology annotation, biological process: cell-cell adhesion. Gene Ontology annotation, molecular function: cell adhesion molecule binding. The transcript is spliced from 21 exons. Gene Ontology annotation, cellular component: cell-cell junction; plasma membrane.
UGGCUCGGCUCUUAGACUAACAUACAUGUACAGAUAGCGGCCAUGAAGGGAAAUCUGCCAUUUUGUAUUGAUUGGGGCAGUGUCCAGUGAGAUUUACCUGUAAAAUGGCAAUUCUGAUCAGACUGUAGCCAGGGUUUUGGUGAUAGCCCAGAGCGUGUACAGGAAACAGGUAACUAGCCAGCCCAAGGGGCCCCUUGCUGAGAAUUACACAGGCAGAGAGGGACAGUGUUACCUGGGCCUCCUCCAAUUACCUGUGGUUACUUGUGUGCCAGGCACAUGUAGCUGUUAAUGAGAAAGGUGGAGUGUCUGUGUGGGAACUGCAGAUAUGAAUGAAACGACAAGUAAGGUGUUACAUCAUUGCUAGACUUCAGGACCAAAGGUUAACCAUCAAUCAGGAUAAUUACCAACAUCUACUUCAAAGAAGAUUAAUUUUUACCUGUGCUUAGACUGUGGUGACGUGUGUCAAUACACCUGAUGUGACGGCUUGACCACACACCUGUCAUCACUAUACAAGCCAAUGUGACUCAGGGAGAAUAUUAUUGAUUCGAGAGUUUUAUCUGUGAGGAUAUUUAAUGCUACCUGCUGUUGUGACAUCAUGUAAGACAUGAAUCAUGCCACUAUCUGGAGCAAUUUCACAGUGGGAUUUUACCAGGGUUGACCGCAAAGCUUGUUCCUCAUGCAAAAUGGCAGGAAGUGGUUGUGGUUGUGAUCAUCGACGGAGAAGGGAGGUAAUUCUUUCCUGUGAUAGGGUCGCGUGUGAUUUCGACCCCCUCUCUGUUCCACACCAAAAUGAUAGCUGGUGUGGGAAUAGUGCUAUUCGAACAUGUACAGUUCCAAUGUCAGAUUGGAAGCCUACAUGUAGGACUGACCAAAGGCAGCAGCUUGCUGGUGACCUUCAUGGACAUUUGCCUUCAUUGCAGUGGGCAAAAUGGCGGAGGUUUGGGCAUGGCCCAUUUCCUAACUCUCUACACAAUAGUCUGUGGUAUUUUUUCAUCUUUACAGUGCUUCUGUUUUCACAAUCAUUACAAGUAUCAGCUCAGUCUUUCACCAGACGUCCAUCCAAUCAAAGGCCGAUCUUAGGAGAAGAUGUCAUCUUACAAUGUGCCUAUUCAAGCAAUGAUUCGCCAAUUAUCCUCUGGCAGCAUGGUCCAAAGUUGUUGUUCGCAGGACAAAUCCGGCAGCAAGGUGUUUCAGAUCGCUAUUCUCUUGUGAAUGCCAGUGACUUGAAGAUUACAGGUGUGACUUUGGGGGAUUCUGGUUCUUACACUUGUACGCCAUCUGGAGUGACAGCUGUACAAGCCACAGUAACUGUACUAGUUGCACCUGGGGUGCCUGAGAUAACCCUUGAUGGGUCCACCUCCCCUCUGACGGAGGGGGCAAGUUUGACAUUAACCUGCAAUUCAACUGGAGGCAACCCAAGCCCAACAUUAGUCUGGAAACGCAAUGGUCAAGAGGUCAAUGCUGGACCCACCACUAAAGGUCCCAAUGCAGGUGAUCCCGCUAGCAGACAACUGACCAGACAGCUUGACUGGACCGAUCACCUAGCCACAUAUACCUGUGAAGCUGUGAAUGAGGUGAACCAAGCGCAGCCAGCCAGUAAAAGCCAAACCCUGCAAGUCAGAUAUUCCCCAAGGAUUACCUUUGGUUCUUACAACCCAUACAGAAUAUUAGAAGGAGCGUCAGUGACAUUAACAUGCGAAGUCAGUGCAUUCCCUACAAAUGGCAUGACGUUCAAGUGGGAAAAAGAUGGUGUCCGCUUACCGCAGAUAAGCAAUGCUUUGUUGUUUCCACGAGUAGAGAAAACUGAUAGUGGCACUUACACCUGUUUUGUCUUCAAUGGUAUUGGAAAAGAGAAGAAUGAAUCUAUAUUGCUGGAUGUACAAUAUGGACCAGAGAUUGUGGAAUGGCAGAAUCAGGUGAUAGUCAAUGAGUCUGACAGCGUUAACCUGACAUGUAAGAGCAUAGCAAACCCCAUCCCCGGGAACGUGAAAUGGACGUCAUCUAAUGGGAUCUCGCAGUACAACCCUUCCCUCAUCUUUGACAGAAUCCUGAGGAGAGACGCAGACAACUACACCUGUAUGGUCACCAACAGGGUUCAGCCAUCUGGUGGCACCCCUGAGUCCAUUCAAGCAGAGAAAAUAGUGGAACUCCUUGUACAGUAUCCCCCUGGGGUGCCAACCUUUCACCCAAUGGAUACACCCAACGUUGGGGACAGAGUUGAAAUCAAGUGUCUCUUUCCCGAACCAGGUUUUCCUGUGGGGACAAUAGAAUGGCAGAAGGAAGGUACAUCCGAGAUUGUCACCGGGGAUGUAUACACCAUUGAGACUGCUACCUUAUCGGACAGUGGCGUGUACAAAUGCCGGGGAAAGAACCUAAUGGGCACAGGGGAUUGGAGCAGAAUACAACUGAAUGUCAACGAGCCCCCAAGGUUUGUUGCCACAUUGCCAGCUUCCCAGAACGUGAAUAUAACAGAGAUUGGGUUCCGGCUGCAGUGUCAGGUCAGAGGUCGUCCACAGCCUGAUGUACAGUGGAGGAAGAAUGGAAUUCCCUUUGAUGUGAGAGGAGACGGAGACUUCUACAGGAUCUCACAAAGUGCUGCAGAAACUAGUGACUCGCAGAGCUCUAUUGUCACAAGUACUCUAGCUUUCAAAGGGUUCCAACGGCUUCAUAGGGAGGACGGAAGAGAGGAUCAGCUGUUGAUGGAAGACACCGCAAAUUACACCUGUGCCUCUGGGGCAAUCAGUCAGACCAUUCAGAUAUUUGUACAAUAUGCCCCUUUGGUAACAGUGACACCUCUCAAGGUUGCCCAGGAUGCCAACAGCACUGUUACCUUCACUUGUUUGGCUAAAUCCAAUCCAGAGCCCAUUUUCGAAUGGCAUUUCAAUGAGCAGGUGCUCAACAGUGAUGGUAAAUACCGCAUACAGUCUGGAGGUAGAGGACAACAGGAGUACGAGUACACCAGUAUCCUCACUGUCAGCCAGGCUUCUCAGUCAGACCAUGGAACGUACAAGUGCACCGCCACAAACUCUCAGGGCACAAACACCCAAACAGCUGCCAUUGUUGACAAAUCUGUACCUGAUGCCUGCAAGGAUCUGAAGGUGCUGGGGAUGACCUGGAACUCCGUUUUCCUGGAUUGGACCCCUGGUUUUAAUGGUGGAGAGGAUCAAACUUUCAUGGUAUAUUACACCAGUGACAAGCACUCAGACAAUGUGGAAGCUCCCAGGAAUGGUUUCAACAUUUCAGGACUCCAUCCCUCUACUUCUUACACACUGAGAGUUGCUGGCGUAAAUAGACGCGGGACAGGGCCUAAGUCAGCACCAAUAAACGUCACCACUAUGAAUUACAAUUUCACUGUUCCAACUGCGGUGAAAUUUGAACAUGCCAGCAAUACGCUGUCAUUUGAGCCACCGGGUCCGGGUUACUUUGCUAAGGUGGAGGUGUGGAUUAAUGAUGAACAAGGCUGGCAGGUGUCAGAAGAGAGAGCAAACACAGAAGGAGGCUCCAUCAGACUGAAGGAGGAAAAUAUCAAGAAAUGUCGAGUGUGCUUUUGUUUGGAGCUUCAACCCUAUGUGUGUUCCUCAUCUGUUCAAGCUGAGUCAGUUGGGGACCCAGCGACACCUGCCUCUGGGGAUCUGCCUACAGAGGGUGUGGUGGCCAUCGCCUGUGUCUGUGCUCUCAUCAUCAUUGGCCUCUGCAUCAUACUGGUCUGUGUGAUCCGCAAGAAAAAGCAAGACAAAGCAGCUAAGGACUAUGAGCUGGAGACACAAGCAAACCGAAGGUCUCAGCCAAUCAACAACCCCAAAGACAUUCAUCCAAAGCGUGGCUAUGAUAACCCAGAUUUUACAUCGCAUCAGAUUCAGAGAAAUGGUCAUGUCGCAACAGCUCCGAUACCCAAUGGGAAGUUAAAUGAUUACAAACCUCCCAUGAACACGGAAAAUUCAUUUGAGUCUGGCGACAUGAACAAAUAUGAUGACUAUGACCACAACCAUCAUCACAGUUAUGGUGAGGAACCCCUAGCCUUUAUUCCUUACUCUUCAUUGUACUACAACCAAGGUGAUCCACACUACAACUACGACAGACCACAAGGAGAUUACAUAGAGCGGCCACCCAGUCACCUCAAGGACCCCAGUGUAAGCGGCCAGGAGAGCGGUUAUUCCACACCUGAACCCACUAAACCCAAAAAGGUCAUUUAUGAAGUGGUGGUAUGAAGCGGUACCGUGUUGAUCAUGUUGAUAUAGUACGUGAUAAGUGGUGUUGUUGUGAAUCACUCUCUCGUGCUGUCAGAGUCCAUAUCCACACUCCCCAAGCCCACAGUGCCGAUGGCUGUACCACACCAGGGGAGCCAACUCCCAGUCAGACCUUCAUUGUUGUUGUCUGGUUCUGUACUGUUCUAUUAGUGUGUCUGUGCUUGUACCUGACUGGAGUUCUCUCCCAUUUCUCCCUGCACCUCAGGAUAGUGACCCUUCUGUGCAGCAGCUAGGUGGCUACAAUGCGGUCACCAUGGCAGUAAUGCUAGGGAUUUUUAAGAUGAAUGCCCGAGAUGAGUGGAUGUAAGAUGAAUUAUGUGCCAAGAACAUGGGAUUUUGUAUUUAUGUGUUGAUCUGUGUUUAUGCUGAUCACUAUCUGACAAACAAGAGGGUCAGAGUAAGGACAAGUGGCUUCACUCAUGGGUUCAUUGAGAGACAGAAUUUUGUUCGUGAUUCUCAAGAGUUUUGCCGUCCUGCCAUUGAGUGGGCAAAAAAAAAGAAGAAAAACAAGGACUCGUGCAAAAUCAUUGGACUAUGACCCUAAAAUGUAUGGAUUUAUGUAGUAGUUCUGUGAUUUGGAAGGUAGAGCGUUACAUCGUUAAGGCUGCUCCCAUAUUGUGGAUGUGUAUAUUAUGCACCUAAGGUUGAGCAUGGGCAUAUGUGCUGUGUAUCAUAAUGUGUACAAAUAAAUAUGCUUAACUCCUGAGUUGAAAGUGUCAGUAUUUUCAGCACCAUACAAAAAUGUUUCCAGUUUUUAUAAUUCAUGUGUGAUCAUGAAAAUGUGUGCAUUUCUUAUCAUCUCUAUACUUAUUGAGCUUUUAUCCCACGUGCUGCUAAUUUUUUAACAUACCUCAGUGUCAUGCUGGAAGGUUAGGGUUGAAAGUGUGAGAGAACUGUUCAUUGUAUCAUGACAUUUAGUUAUAUUUAUCAGUUCACUCAUGAUGCUACGUUUUUUUUAAAGACUGUUGUUUUACAUCCAAUUACAGUGAGACUCUUCUCUAUAAAUAAACAUUCAGUGUAAAUAAGCAUUAAGGAGUUUGCUCAUAAUAUUUUGACUGUAAACCCUGCAAAUAUCAUAAGGUUUUAAACAUUUAGAUUUCCAGCAAUAUGUAUAGUAUAAGCAGUUAUAUUCUCACAUGUUCAUAGCUGUUGUCUUGUUUUAAGUAAAAUAAGAUCAUAAGGUAUUGUGCACAGGAAAUUUGAACCCAGUCUGUAGAUGUGAGAAUUGAAACAGGUGCUUUCUCAUAGCAUGUAUCACAUCUGACCAUAGCUCUGUACAAAACCUAUUUGUAUUAAGUGUUAACCCAUUGAAGUCAAACUUACAAAAUCUUUGUAGAUAAAACAACUUCAUAUGUACGCAACUGCAGUUUUUGGCGGAGACUAUUUUACCGUCAUCAUUGUAGCUAUUUUCUCAUCAUGUAUAUAGAUCAUUUAUCGUGAUGUAAUAUAACAUAAACAUGAAUUAAACAAACUGUAUGAUUUUA